Prosopis cineraria is the source of this 3270-nucleotide messenger RNA. Its product is annotated as probable amino acid permease 7. The record is from RefSeq and is a predicted model, not a curated record. Lineage: Eukaryota; Viridiplantae; Streptophyta; Magnoliopsida; Fabales; Fabaceae. The transcript has 7 exons. Gene Ontology annotation, cellular component: plasma membrane. The coding region runs from base 1716 to 3098 and encodes 460 amino acids.
CAUGUAGUUGGGUGGUGAUGAUUUGAUUGAAACCAAACCACUCGCCGUAUGGCUUCGACACUUUUGAAGAUCAUGUUUCUGAUUUUUUUCUUUUAUAUAUAUAUAUAAAACCAAAAAAUUAGGUAAGGUUAUUUGUAUUCUGUACAGAAUGAAAAAAAAAAAAAAAGAGUUGUAUUGUGGAUAACUUUUAAACAAUGUUCAUAGUAAUGUUUGUAAUAAUUCAUAAAAUUUUGAUUUAUUGGGGACAUUGUCUUGUGUUAGCCGUGGAUGUAGAAAAUUUCAGAGACAAGUCUUACUGCUCCUCUUGACAAGUCAAACCUACUCUUCCUAAUGCAGCACAACUAUUUAAUUAUGACUAAAAUUAGAAUUUAGACAGCAACAAGUGUUGGUCCAGAUGUUAAGAAUUUGAUCAAUAAUCUACAAGAUUGUGAGAUCAAAUCUUAAUAAAUUUAUGCUGGGUGAUUUGCAGAGGCAUAUCUUAGUUUUUGUGAACCAGCUCACCAAAAUUUUCUGCUGCUAAAAAAAAUUAGAACUUAGGCUCAUUGGUUAAAAUUGAAGUUGGCCCACAUUAUUUAUGACUUGAGAAUAAACUUAUAAUUAACGCACCUCAUUUCUUAGACUUUAUAUAAUAUUUGCUCACACUAGUUCAUAUAAAUGAUAAUGUAGAUGAUUAAUAUUGAUUGAGUGGAGUGGAACGGACUCGAUUCUCUUUAAGUCAUGCGUUUGAAUAUUGUGGUUUAGAUCUGAUAAUGUUUAAGUAUGAUUGAAUAGUAUGGAAUAACAAUGAACACAUUGAGUAUACAAAAAAUGAGAUCAGCACCACCAACAGGCAUUAGUCCUAAUAUAAGGGACUAUGAUCGCUUAAAACGAGGUCUCGAAUUUGAGUACAUAUGAAUAAGAAAACAGCUAAAAAAGAAUGAGAUCAGCACCAAAUCCAACCGUUUGGCCUCAUCCCUUCAAUGUUCUGUCAGUAUUCUUACUUCACCUGAGAGAUUUCAUCAUUCAAAAUUCAACUUGCCUCUUUUGUUUCUCUCUGCGUUGCAAAAGUUGAAUAUCUCAUUGUGCCUUGAAAAGCUCAAUGACCAUAAACAGCCGCUUUCUCUAUCACAUGCUCAUUUAAACUACCUUCCUGCUUCUCUCUCUCUCUCUCUCUCUCUGCGCCUACCCUCUUUGAAUGUGACUGUUCUAAAUAUUAGUCUAAUAUAAUUUUCUUAAGUAUAUUCACAAUCUCUGUGUCACACUUUUUGCUUCACUCAGUUUAAGUCAUGUUUGGCACGAAGGAGCCAUUUUUGACGAAAAUGAUAAGAGAGAGGGAGAGGGAGAGGGAGAGGGUUCCCUACUUCCUUCAUUAGAAUUAUAAUUAUUGUGUACCAAACAAUUAAGAAUUUAAGAUAGAGAUUUCUCUCUCCUUGUACCCCUUUCUUGAAUCUUCCUUCACUCAUACGAAACAUGACCUAAGGAGAAUUAAAAAAGGAAAUCUUCAACCAGAGGUGAGGACUCUAUUUUUUAUUUAUUUCAUGGCACAGAGAGGUCUGCACAAUGCAAGCCAAGUGUUUAGUUCUCCCAUACACAGAUAACAUUUUUAAAUCAGUUCAAGCAGCAUCAGUAUCAGCAUAGUUUGUCUUCUUAAAUACAGUCACCUCAGGCCAUUAUAUGAACCUCAGACAUAGUAGCUAUCUUCUUCUCCAUUGGCUUCCACUGAGUUCUACACAGACAUGGCAGUCCAAAACUCUCUCCAAAUAACUUCUUCUUGUGCUUAUGAUGAUGAUGGACGUGCCAAAAGAACUGGAACUUUGUGGAGUGCUGCGUCUCAUAUCAUUACUGCUAUUAUUGGUUCUGGUGUUUUGUCUCUGGCUUGGAGUGCUUCUCUGUUGGGUUGGAUUGCAGGGCCUCUUUCCUUGCUUUUCUUUGCUAUUGUCACCUACAUCUUUUCCUCCCUCCUUUCUGAUUGUUACAGAACUCUAGAUCCUGUUUCUGGCAAGAGAAACUACUCUUAUAGGGAUGCUGUUAGAACCUAUCUUGGCCAAAAACGUACAUGGUUGGCUGGUUUCCUUCAAUAUUUGAACUUGUAUGGGACUAGUAUCGCUUACGUUAUUACCACAGCAACCUGUCUGAGGGCAAUUCUGAAGUCAAACUGUUAUCACAAGUAUGGACACAAAGCUCCUUGUCACUAUGGAGAAACCUUGUUCAUGGUGCUGUUUGGAGUUGUUCAGUUCUUUAUGUCAUUCAUACCAGAUCUUCAUACUAUGGCAUGGGUUUCAGUUGUUGCUGCAAUUAUGUCAUUUUCAUAUUCUUUUAUUGGGCUAGGACUUGGCAUUGCAAAAGUUAUUGAAAAUGGGACAAUUAAGGGGAGCAUAACAGGAGUACCAACUAGUAAUGCUGUUGAGAAACUAUGGUUAGUGUUCCAAGCACUUGGUGACAUUGCCUUUGCCUAUCCAUACUCAGUGCUUAUUCUUGAAAUACAAGAUACACUGAAGUCUCCUCCACCUGAAAAUCAGACCAUGAAGAAGGCCUCAAUGAUAUCAGUCUCUGUCACAACCUUCUUCUAUCUUUGUUGUGGAUGCUUUGGAUAUGCGGCAUUCGGAAAUGAUACGCCAGGAAACCUAUUGACAGGCUUUGGCUUCUACGAGCCUUACUGGCUCAUCGACUUUGCAAAUGCUUGUAUUGUUGUUCAUUUGGUGGGAGGAUAUCAGAUAUACAGUCAGCCAAUAUUUGCAGCUGCUGAUAGAUGGUUUCCAAGGAGGUUCCCAGACAGUAACUUUGUGAACAAGUUUUACAGAGUGAAACUCCCUCUCCUGCCUAUGUUUCAGCUGAGUCUGUUCAGGCUUUGUUUCAGAACACUGUAUGUGAUUUCCACCACAGGCAUAGCCAUCCUCUUCCCUUACUUCAACGAAGUCCUUGGAGUGUUAGGAGCUUUGAACUUUUGGCCAUUGACCAUAUACUUCCCUGUGGAGAUGUACUUUGUGCAGAAGAAAAUUGGUGCUUGGACCACAAAAUGGAUUGUUCUUAGAUCCUUUAGCUUUAUUUGCUUCAUUAUCAGUGUUCUGGGAUUUGUUGGGUCUGUUGAAGGAAUCAUCAAAGAGAAACUAAGCUCAUAGGAUGAUGGUAUGAGGGUCACAUUGUUCUCAACAAUUUUUUUGAGAAAUAUAUCACACACAAAUAUAUCACACUGAGAAAGAGUGCUUAUACCUUGAAUAAUAUCUUGUAAGUCCACUGAUAUACAGUCUUAUGAAUUUUCAGUCCAAUACACGUAACGAAGAUCUUAUUUAA